UUUUAUUUCAGUUGCGAGACAAUGUGAUAAUGGUAACCGUGGAGCACGUCGCGGCUUAUAACUUUGUUACAUUUGUCUUUUCGUUCAGCUUGUUUUGCUAUGGAUAUUUUCCAUUAUCAUUUUCCCCUGCUACAAAAUGUAGCGUUGAUGAUCUGCCACAAAGCAUUGGAAAUGAACGUUUCAGUGCGAUCAAUUACAAGCCACAUACUACUAGGGUCAUAUUCAUUGUGAUCGAUGCGCUGCGGAUGGAUUUUAUACAACAGGAGCAAAACUUUCGCUUUGUUAACAAACUUAUCGACGAAAACCAGGCAUGUCUGUACCGCCUACAAGUUCACCCACCGACAGUUACUAUGCCUAGGAUAAAAGCCCUCACGUCUGGGGCGCUACCCAGUUUUCUCGAUGUGGUUCUGAAUUUGGGCGGCUCCGAAAUGGAGUUGGAUACAUUUCUUUACCAAAUGACACAACGGCAACAGAAAAUUGUUUUUUACGGAGACAACACAUGGACACGCAUGUUUCCUAACAUGUUUCACCGAAAAGGAGAAAAUGCAGAUUCGUUAUUUGUGUAUGAUUUCCAUGAGGGCGAUCAAAACAUUACGAAUUCACUGAACGCAGAGCUUGAAGCGGACGAUUGGAGCUUAAUGGUACUACAUUACCUAGGACUUGACCACAUCGGUCACGUGGAAGGCCCGUUUAGUGAAAAAGUUCCCAAAAAACUACAAGAAAUGGACAAGGUUGUCGAGACUGUUUUUGCGGCAAUGAACAAAUGGGUAUGGUUCGUAUUUGUACUAUAAAAUCGCCUUGUUUAAGCUUGUUACGAUGUAAAUCUUUUCCCUGGCGGCUAACUCAGCAACAUCACACCAACCCUUUGGUGGUUCUUACUGGCGAUCAUGGAAUGCGAGAUUCUGGAGGACACGGUGGUUCAUCUA
This is a messenger RNA of Anopheles bellator, 926 nucleotides long. RefSeq lists its product as uncharacterized. Gene Ontology annotation, cellular component: endoplasmic reticulum membrane. NCBI's taxonomy places the organism in Eukaryota, Metazoa, Arthropoda, Insecta, Diptera, Culicidae. The record is from RefSeq and is a predicted model, not a curated record. The transcript has 3 exons. Gene Ontology annotation, biological process: GPI anchor biosynthetic process. Bases 30 to 791 code for a protein of 253 amino acids.